AGAUGGAACAAAGUAAAGAAACAAGUGAAACUAUGGAAGUAGAAGAUCCAUGCAUUGUUAACAAAAUUAAACUUACUACUCCAACAUUCAACUUUACCUCUUCUAACACUAGAACAAGUAGUAGUACGGGUAAAAAAAUUAAUGUUGAUAUCAGUGAUGCUAUUUAUAAACUUCCAUUUAAGCAUGGUUGGAAACGAGAAUUAGUAUACAGAACAUCAGGUCAAUCUACUAUUUGUAAUGGUGAUGUAUACUAUUAUUCUCCGACUAACCAAAAACUUAGAUCAUUACGAGAAAUUCAAGAACAAUUGGACAUAUUAUCUGAUGAAGAUCUAACCAUAGAAAGUUUUACAUUUAUAAAAAAACCAAUUGGCAUCAAUGAUCGAUCUAAAGAACUUAUCAGAGAUGCAAAUUCUAAAUUAUCUAAAAAAGACUCUUUUGUUGGUGUUGCUGUUAGACCUAAAAAAUCUAAGACAUCCGUACAGCGGCCACCAUUUGAUAACGAAUUGUCAGAUGAUGAAAACAACAAGUCUUCAAGUAAAAGGAAAAUUGUUUUUAAAAAUACUAAGAGCUCCGCUAGAUUGAAAUCUAAAAAAGGUAAAAGUAUUUCAGAAUCAAUGAGUACAUCUUCAUCUACACCUGAAUACAUAUCUGAAGACUGCCAAGCUACUCAAUCUAGUGUAUCACCAAAAGUUUCUUCUCCAAAACUUGAGAAAAUUGAUAUAACCAACACAAUAAUUAAAAUACGAACAGUGGAUCUAAUGUACGACAAAGAAAUAGACAUGUACAGCAUUUUCAUACUGUGGUUGUUGGUUCUACUGAAUCAGAACAACUAUGUGUUGAACCAAUUUAUAUACGACAGGCGCAUCAAGUGUCAGACACACCUAAUUUGUUUUAUUGAUAGAACACCUAUUUUUAAAACUGAAGAAACUCAUUAUGAAAUUUAUGCAAAACUAAAUGAUUUGAGCAGAAAGAAUUCUGAAAUGAAUGGAUCUUUAAGAAAAAUUGUAACACCUUCCACAUCCAUGCAAUCAUUCAAUUACAUGGCUAUAGCGUUGAGACAUGUUUUUAAAUAUUUGAAAAUGGAUGAGCUUUUAUCAGCUUCUAGAGUAUGUACCGCCUGGAAUAUAAUUGCAAUGAAUAAAACCUUAUGGCAGAAUGUUUGUUUAAAAAAUUCUAUGGUCUAUGACUGGGAAAGAUUUGUAGAUUCAAUUGAUCAACAAUUAACUGAUACAUUAGACACUAGAUGUAUGUUGAUGCCAUCUAAAGCUGAAGACAUCGAAAGUUUUUGGUUGCGAUUUGCAAGGGCAAUGAAGAGAGCACAAAAGUUAAAAUUCAUUGAAUUGUAUAGAUGUCCUGUCGUUGUUGUUGAAGAUAUUAUUUCCUCAUUACCUCAAAUUGAAGUACUUAACGCUACUUCAAUAAAGUAA
Messenger RNA from Acyrthosiphon pisum (pea aphid), 1427 nucleotides. RefSeq lists its product as uncharacterized. The transcript has 9 exons. Lineage: Eukaryota; Metazoa; Arthropoda; Insecta; Hemiptera; Aphididae. Bases 3 to 1427 code for a protein of 474 amino acids. Gene Ontology annotation, molecular function: protein binding; DNA binding. The record is from RefSeq and is a predicted model, not a curated record.